AUGCUGCAGACAGCUUCGAGCCGUGUUCUGCGCCAGGGCUUUGUCAUUGGCCAGGGCUUGCGUAGCCAGCCAGCAAGGUGCUACGCCAAUGUCCAGUCUGGCCAAGACACGGCUUGGUCACAGCGGGCACUUGUUGCUGUGGCAGGUGUGGGCUUGGGCUGCGCAGUGGCGUUGAACAAGGCCCCGCCCACAGUGAGGGCAGCUGAGCCACCGGGCGAGCGACGAUUGUGUGUCGUGGGCGAGGCGUUGUUCGACUUCCUGCCAGUGAGGGCUGCAGAUGGCAAACAGGCGUUUCUACCACGUCCAGGAGGUGCACCGCUGAAUGUGUGCAUAGCAGCCCAAAGGCUCGGUGCCAAAGUCAGCUUUCUGGGAGCGCUCUCCUCCGACCUGUUUGGUGAGGAGCUAUACAAGACUUUAGAUGCUGACGAUGUCGAUUUGAGCAUGGUGCAGCGUCUUCCGAAUCCAUCAACCCUGGCAUUUGUCAGCAAACCACCUGGCUCUGAUGUCCGCUAUGCGUUUUUCAAAGAGAACGCGGCAGACCGCACAUUGACUGCGAGGACUGUGGCCGAGCUUAUGGGCAAGAAGACCUUUGGAGCUGUCCAUGUCAGCAUGGGCGCGCGGAACUCACAAGCUUGCUUGUGGCAUGCUGCACUGAGAGGAAAGAUGGAAGCGGCCUUGAACAAAAAGCAGGGUGUUGCGGAAGAAUCGUGA
Messenger RNA from Effrenium voratum, 711 nucleotides. NCBI's taxonomy places the organism in Eukaryota, Dinophyceae, Suessiales, Symbiodiniaceae. The record is from the annotation of a GenBank genome assembly.